Molecule: messenger RNA, 315 nt
Organism: Closterium sp. Naga37s-1
Lineage: Eukaryota; Viridiplantae; Streptophyta; Zygnematophyceae; Desmidiales; Closteriaceae
Source: the annotation of a GenBank genome assembly
AUGCACGCGUAUAUGACAUGCACGCAUACAUCACAUGCAUCGCAUGCAUCACUGCGCCAGUUGCCGGGGGAGGUGGUGGUUCUCAGCGCAGUGGUGGAUGGGGAGGAGGACGAGGUGGUCGUCUUCAGGGGUUUCUCCUCGUCACUGGUCCUGCCCACGCCCUCAGACCCCUCAGACCCGGUGCUGCCUGCCUCUGCUGCGAUCAGCUCAGUGGAUCGAGUGAGGGAUCCAUUUAACCCCGCUCACAUGGAGUACAUUCAGCAGGGCAUGCGCUGGGAGGAGUUUGAGCAGCUGCUGGAAGGCAUGCACCUCUGA